Messenger RNA from Meleagris gallopavo (turkey), 5384 nucleotides. Lineage: Eukaryota; Metazoa; Chordata; Aves; Galliformes; Phasianidae. The record is from RefSeq and is a predicted model, not a curated record.
CUUACAGCGAUGCUUCCCUGUGUAAACCUCAACCAGCCAAACCCACGUUUGGUCCCUGUGUUUCCUUACCACCUGUGAACUUGGAAACUAUAAAAAAGCAACUGGCUGAAAGGUAAGUACUGCUUUUAGUGUUAAUUUCUGAGACAUUCGUUUUGUCACAAAGUGACAACAGCUCUGCAGUCUUAUCCUUUCUUGUGAGUAUUGAAGGAUUUGGGGGUUAGUUGUGUAUCGUGCUUAUUGUAAUGGUUAGCAUCGCAUUACAGAUCUUAACUUUACCUGGCAGUGCUUUGUUGUAGGGGUGUGUUUGGACUUCUCAAGCAUCUUAUCACUUGUAGAAACCUGCUGCUUUCUUCUACAUGCUAGUAGCUCUUAAAGGAGCGUAGGCACAAUGUUUUGUUUGUCAGGGUAGGAGAACUUCACUCAGGCAGACAGGGCUGUCAGACCUUCUAUCGUGGUGGUUCUUAAGCCUGUUUAGACAAGGCAGUGGGCAGCUGAAUUGUGCUGGGUGGAGGUGGGAACUUCCAAGGUAGUGUGUGAGAAGGACAGAUGGGAUCAGGCAUCUGAAGCUACCAAGAAAGCCAUCCCCAUCACCUCUCAGUGCUGAUGCAGCCAGAAGCAGCUGUUCUGAUCAUUCGGACGAGUAACAUCAUACAGCUGAAACACAAAGUGUACUGUUAACUUGUGUGAAUCUCCGUGCACGUAUGCUCUUCUGUACAGACUGCUGCAGGCUUCUUUGUGUUCAAAGAAUUGCAACUGAGGCGGACUAAAUAUUUCUGUGGAGUUGUAUGCUUUUUUUUGGCCUUGAUCAGCUGAAAGAAAUGAAUGAAAUGAAGUACAGUCAAAUGCGAAAGGCUAUCAAGAGUGGGAAACCUAUUUAGAAAGUAAGAAAAAGGAGAGGGAGAACGUGUCUGGUAGUAAUAGCUUGGUAAUAUUAAGCCUUAGAGAUGUAUUUAAUGUCUUAAAUGCUGAAAUAACUUUUAAAGACUGUUUUUUUGUUUUUUUUUGUUUUUUUUAAACUUCUGGUGCAAUGGAGAACAUCUUAAUGGAACUGUUUUCAUUGAAGUCUGUUCCCUCCUUCAGAGAGGCAAAUUAAAGUCUACUUCUGGGUUGUGUUAAGGUCUUUCUCAAACAGAGCAAUCAUACAUAUGAGAUACCGAAGGAAAUUAUUCUUUUUUUUUUUUUAAGGAAAGAAGAAAGCAGAUUUGUAAUAAAUGUAAACUUUUCUGAGGUAUUUCAUUUAAUAACUAAUGAGAGCUGUAAGCAUAGGUUUUGGGGUUAUAAGGUUAGUUACAAGAAGUUUCAGAUGGUUUGUGCUGGGUAACGAGCACCAGGUAAGUGCUUAUGUGCUUCUAUCCCUGCAGCUUAAAUUAAGUUGGCAUGGACAUACUGACGUGUGCUGUAGUUCUGCUCACAUCAGCUGGGGUAGCAUCUGUUCGGUGUGGCAUCACUAGACUUGCCUUGUUAUGUUAUUUAGGAGCAUGUUGAGGAAAAUGGGUAAAAUGUCUGUGGGGGUACUUUCAGAACUACACUACGUAAGUGACAUCUGAUUUUUUCCAAAGCAUGAAUCUUGUCCACUUACAGUGCUUCUACAACUGUGGAUGGGUAAGUCUUGCAAUUCUUCUUUGCUCAAAUGCAGGUGCUAUUAUCAGCACAGGCAAAGAUUUUGUACUUUGUUUUAAUUGGAAAAUGUUCAGAACUACGUUAACUGUUAGCUUGUCCUGGUUUUAAUGGUCUGAGUGUUUCCUUUUUUAGGAUAGCAUCAUUGCAGGAUGUGCACCGUGCUCACCAGAGGGAGUAUGGAAAAUACAUGGAGGACAUUGAAAGUUCAAAGAUAACUGUCCAGGAACUAGAGAAGUCUUCGGAUGCUGCUAUGAAUUACAAAUUCUACAGGGGCAUGAAAACAUAUGUAGAAAACUUAGUAAACUGUUUCAAUGAAAAACUGAAAUACAUAGAUGAGCUAGAAUCUGCUGUACAUGCACUUCUUCAGCAACAAGCCACGUCAGUACUGAAACGAAGGCAAGAUGACCUGAAAAUGGAAUCUGCUUAUAUGCAGCAUUUGACAGCUGGGAAUGGCAAACCAACUAAUGAUGGAUUGGAAAGUGAUGAAAGGAUGAAGCUUCUGAAGCAUCGAAGGGCUUGCAGACGGCAGCUGAGAGCGCGGUCACAAAAAGCUGCUCACCACGAAGGCAUGUCGAGUGAUGAUGAGCUGUGUGUGACAGAGUUGGCCGAAUUCCAGAAGAGCAAAGAUAACAUUUUAGAGGAGAGUAGGAAAAUCUUUGAAGAUGUCCAUGCGGAUUUUUGUGACAUCAGAAAAAUCCUGUUGAAAUUCCAGGAGUGGAAAGAGAAGUUUCCCGACUCUUACUGCGAUGCUUACAUCAGUUUUUGCCUGCCUAAGCUUUUAAAUCCAUUAAUCAGAGUUCAGUUAAUAAAUUGGAGUCCUUUUGAGCAGAAUUCUGCAGACUUGGAAGAGAUGCCCUGGUUCAGAGCUGUAAAAGAAUUCAGUGAUGUGAAAAAGUCAUCUGAAUCAAAAAGAGAUGGUGAUCCUGAUGAGGAGGUUUUGCCUCGAGUGAUUGAAAGAACUAUUCUGCCAAAAAUUACAGCAUUUGUAAAGAGUGUGUGGGAUCCUUUAUCGACUUCACAGACUGAGAACCUUAUACGGCUUUGCAAUAACGUGUUUGAAAAACAAGUCCUGUCCAGAAGUGAAUGCAGUCAAGCAAAACAGGAUUUGAUUAACAUGGUUGUCCUGAGGAUGAAGAAGUCUGUAGAGGAGGAUGUCUUUAUCCCUGUGUAUCCUAAAAGCGCUGUGGAAGACAAAUCGUCACCAUGUUCACAAUUCCAAGAAAGACGGUUUUGGUCAGCUGUGAAGCUGCUCUCCAAUGUUCUGCUUUGGGAUGGGAUUGUGCAGGAAGACACGGUCCGUGACUUGGGACUGAGCAAGCUGCUGAAUCGUUACCUUCUUCUGAACCUCUUCAACACACCACCAGGGCCAGAAAACAUAGAGAAGUGUAAAGAGGUGGUUGCACGCUUUCCAGAAAGGUGGUUCCAAAAUCUUGGAAGUGGGUCAACUCUCCCUGAGUUACUGAACUUCUGCCAGCAUUUGCUUCAGUGUGCGCGAACGCUUCACAGGAAUAACCACAGUGAUGAAACUGAAGAAGUUAUUCUCCUGUUGGUGAAAGUCAAGGCUCUGUGUAUUGCUGAAGAGCUCAUUGAAGAGUACAAACUGGAACAUCUGAGAUCUCUGAUCAGGAAAUAAGGAUUUCUUUGAAACAGCAGUUUUUUACUGAAACAAGCCUGAUGCUCGCUCUAAAAAAGUGGUAAUGUUUAAUUAGUGGACCUUGCCCACAGCUGUUUUACCGUGAAAUAUUUUGGGUUUUUUUCCAAAUGUCUUCUACUGCCAUCUACUCCUAGAUAAAAUCACAAUGGUCAGUGUGAAGUGCAGGAGUCCUGCAACAUGUGACAAAGGCUGAGUGCUUCCUUCUUUUGGGAAGGAUGGCUGGAAUAAGGAGGUGCCUGUAGUGUUACUGCUGCUGGUGUGCAGACGGCUCCACAAGCUGUUUUCAGUACCAUACCAAAUCACUCUGACUCAGGAGUCACUGAACUCUAACUUACUGUCCACUUAAUGAGACAACUCCACCAAACUCACAGUGAGUUCUUUUUCACUUAGCAAGCUUUUCACAGCUUUUUGAUCCUGACGCAAAAGCAGGAAGUCUGUGUGCAGUGAGGGGUUUGAUCUGUGAACAUCCACUGAUGGUAAAUGGGUGUUCAGGAAGGUAAGAAGUUGCACAGGAGAACAUCUUAACUACGUUUAUUCUUCUCCAGAGUGUGAUUUGUAGUGGAGCUUUGUACUUGAGAUACGGACUGGACUUUGUGCACAGACCUGGAGUUGCCACAUCCUGAUUUAUCAGACAAGCAGAAGAACAACUCCAGUUACCUUCUAGUAAUUGACUUUCUAAGGAAGUCUUACUUUUGCUUCCCAGUAAGACACAUUAAACCUCAUUUCAUUGUACCCAUGUCAGAUUUCUAAUGUUGUAUAACUUCGUAUACGUGCAGUAAAUAUUACUGCUGCAGAAUAAAAAAGAUGCUUUGUUGUAGAAACAGCAGUGCAUCAGAAGUUCUCCUAAGUUUAUUAGUGCCUGUUUCUCUGAAAUGUUAUGGGUCUAACAUUUAACUCUUGGAGGCUUUUAUAUUCCCUAUGAUUUUUCUAUUUUUUAUGACAGAAUAUUUAUUUUUGUAAACUAUUUUAACUGUAAAUAGCAUUGAUCAGUGUUACAGACAAAAAAUGACUUAAAAUAAAAGUAAAGCAAUUUUGAAAAGUAAAGAUAUUUUUGUGUUAAUAAGACUUCUAACAUUUUCAAGUCUUGAACAUAUGACAGUAAUGUCAUGUGAAGUAUGGAAAAAAACUUCGGUACUGCUGGCACUUGAUUAUUUCAGGAAUUGGGAGUUCUGUUGUAAAUAAUUGUGUACCCCUGCUUUCCUGAGUGCAAGGAAAAUAUAACUGAUCAGUAAUUAGCUCAAGCAUGUGAUCUCACUGCUUGCUUUGUCUCUUCUCCUGCUUCCUUAUUCAUGUUGAAAGUUGCUCCUGAAGAAAUUAUCCUGUGUUGCUAUGAUAGAAUCUAUUCCAGUUUCAUACUUCACCUCUGUAGAUGCUUCUUCCAGUGGCUGCAGACAUCACUUGUCGUGACUUGUAAGCAGGGGAAGGCAAUUUUUACUGGAGCUCAGAACCCCUAUCCCAGCUGAGUAUCUUGAGACCCUUCUGUAGUGAGCCUUACACCCGUUCAUACAAUCUUAUUUGACUAACAGCUAACCUGGCUUCAUUCUUUCAAGGUGGUUUCGGAAUGUUUGUAUUACUGCUUUGUUGCCAGAUACUACUGGUCCUUUAUCAGAUGUGAUUUCAAAAGUGUCUUUAAAGGACAACUAAGCAGCACUUACUCUCAAAUUGUACAGUUGUCUGCUUCCCUGCCCUAGCCCCUUCUGAACCUACUGAAUUUAAGCAUUUUCACAAUUGGCCACUGUCCACUUGGCAAAGACAGAUGAAACAACUAUUUGGGUAGUUUAACAUUCAGACAAGAACUGCUGAAAUUUUACUGCGUAUUUUACCUGCAUACAAAACUUGAAAACUGACAAUUCAGACACGGAACUCAAAGCUGUUACUUUUUCAGCUCUUCACUCACUUCCCUCCAUAUUUUUUCCUCUAUUUUUGAAGUAUCAUACUCUCGCAGCAUAUCAAACUCCAGCCAGGGCUUCUUCCACUUCUGUGCUUCUUUCAUUUUUUCCUCAGGUAGUUCAAACUUUAUUCCUUUUAUGUUGUAUUUUGGCCUUUCCCACCGUUUUGACCAUGGUUUAGGUUUCAUUCUUACCUGCAGCUAGGGGGAAAGAUUUAAAAA